Uloborus diversus is the source of this 2652-nucleotide messenger RNA. RefSeq lists its product as uncharacterized. Lineage: Eukaryota; Metazoa; Arthropoda; Arachnida; Araneae; Uloboridae. The transcript is spliced from 11 exons. Bases 57 to 1772 code for a protein of 571 amino acids. Gene Ontology annotation, molecular function: catalytic activity. The record is from RefSeq and is a predicted model, not a curated record.
GCAAACGCUAUACCAUCAAACAUUCGUAAAAAUAAUCUAUUUCAUUUGGUUACAAAAUGAACUCACGCAAAUGUUUGCUGUGUUGUCUUAUUUGCUACUUUUCAGUACGGGGAACAGAUGCAGAGAAAAUAAACCUUGCGUUUGAUCUUUAUGAACCGGCUACUGACUCAAAAGUAAAUUAUCCUCCAAUUAUUCUCCUCCAUGGAUUUAUGGAUUCUAGAAGAAGUUGGAAAUUUGUUGCUCAACCUAUAGCUGAUAAAACAGGCCGGAUGGUCUACGCUCUUGAUGUUCGUAACCAUGGUGAUAGUCUUUGGACAGAUGAAAUAAGUAUGGAUAUUAUGGUCGACGAUCUGGAAGACUUUUUCGCUUUAAACAACAUAUCACAAGCUAUAAUUGUUGGCCACAGUAUUGGCGGGAGAAUAGUUCAGUCUUUCGCUUUAAAACAGCCUGACAAAGUUGAAAAGCUUAUAGUUGAAGAAAUGUCAAUGGCAGACAUGGCAGAUGCACCCACAGCAGUAGUUGGAUUAAUAGUGAGAUUCAUCAAGAAAGCAAUUAGUACAAUACCGCCUGAUGCUGAUGAAGAAAUAGCGAUCAAUUUUGUUAAAGCUUACUUUUUAAAGAAGAUUCCCGCAGCUGUAAUACCUACCACGUGGCUUGAGCUGGCACCAAUCUAUCGAAAAAAUGGCACCAUUACAUGGCAAGUAAACCUUGAUGUAUUAGAACAGUCAAUCUAUUUAGGAGCCAUGAGAAACAACCUCACGGGUACAUACGAAGGCAGCACUUUGUUCCUGUAUGGCACCAAGUCCUUCUUGCAAGUUGAAAAAGAUGAACUUGUUAAAUAUUACUUUCCCAGUACGGAACUGCUUGGUUUUUCCGGAGCAUACCACUUACUUCACCAAGAAAUGCCUCAAGAUUUUAUUCGAGAAGUUUCACGAUUUAUAACUGGUGUAAUUACGCCGUCAGCACAGUGCAUCAAAAUGAAACUGGCUUACGAAGUUACACUGCCCCCUGGUGACACGGAGCAAAACUUGCCACCGAUCAUACUUCUACACGGAAGGUUGUACUCGCGCACAAACUGGAGCAAGGUUUAUGCUGUUGACCUUAGAAAUCAUGGUGAAAGUCCUUGGACAGAUGAAAUGGAUUUUGAUGUUUUGGCUGAUGAUUUGGAUGAAUUUCUCGACGAUCAUGGUAUUCGGAAAGCUUGUCUAGUAGGACACAGUUUAGGAGGCAGAACAUCCAUUACUAUGGCUUUGCGGAAGCCACAAAAGAUUGAGAAAAUUGUCGUUGAAGACAUGGAUACGCAGAAUUAUAGCACUCUUGCAAAAAACUCUGUACUUCACCUUGUAAAGUUACUCAGAAAAGCACUUGAUGUUAUACCUCCUGGAGCGGACGAAUUGCAAGCUAAAGAAUCAGUUUUCAAUUUUAUUCAAUCUCUUUUACCGAAAGAUACAUCGAAAAAACGCUCUUUAUACGAUUUAGAAACCAUACCCAUCAAGAAAGACGGGAAGAGUUAUGCUUGGCAAGCAAAUUUGGAUGUUCUUGAGACUAUGUUGGCAUCAGGAAAAGAUCAAAAACUUUCUGGCAUAUACAUGGGAGAUGCUCUUUUUCUUCAUGGAACAAGAUCAUUUUUUCAAGUGGACAAAGAUGAGAAAAUUCGAGAGUAUUUCCCGCGUGCCAAACUUGUCCCUGUUGAAGGUGCUGGACAUCUCAUUCAUCAUGAUUAUCCAGAAAGGUUCUUGGAUGAAGUCUGCAAGUUCAUAAAAAGUCGAUGAACCGAAAUAAAAAGUUAUCAAAAAUUACAUGAACAGUUUUGAAAAUUAGCUUAAUCGCUUGAAUAUUUAGUUUAAAACCCUUUUAUGUUGCUUUAAAUUAUGGAUAAAAAUAGAUUUAUGUUGUUAGAACUUACAAUAGAAUGUUUAUUUACAAAAUUCCCUCAAAUUCAAAGCCUAUACGACUACAAAUAUACGAGUUAGAUUUAGCAGUAUUCCCUUUAUCAGAUUGUCGAGAUUUGUUAUUAUCAAGACAAAUUUUGUAAAUUUGUAAAUAAUAAAAGGAACAACCUAUUUAAUGCACAAUCUUGGAGCGUAUAUAAAAACUGCUGUGUUGAAGUCUUUUUUUUUAGUGAAUGGUAAAAUUAUUAAACUGUAAGUAUGCUUUCAAAUACCGAGAAUAGUUAUUUAAAUUUGUAAUAAGAAAAAGCGUUUAAUAAUGUUUGACGUUCCAUCUUUAUCUUAUUUAUCUUUACUAAUAAUAAAGCUGAAAGUCUCUCUGAAUGUCUGGAUGUCUGUGACACGCAUAGCGCCCCGACCGUUCGGCCGAUUUUCAUGAAAUUUGGCACAAAGUUAGUUUGUAGCAUGGGGUGUGCACCUCGAAAUGAUUUUUCGAAAAAUCGAUGUGGUUCUUUUUCUAUUCCAAUUUUAAGAACAUUUUCCCGAGUAAAAUUAUCAUAAUAUGUACGAGUAAAUUACCAAGUUAUCAUAACGUGCAACCGUAACAUGGGCAAGCCAGUUGGCGAGAAAUUCACCAUGCAUUAUUUGUAAAUAUACAGGCAAACCAAAAGACCUUUUAAUUUUCUUCUACGGGCAAAGCCGUGCAGGUACCACUAGUAUUAAAUAAAUGAGUUACACGAGCUAGUGUUCGUUUUUUUUUUUU